Molecule: messenger RNA, 357 nt
Organism: Camelus dromedarius (Arabian camel)
Lineage: Eukaryota; Metazoa; Chordata; Mammalia; Artiodactyla; Camelidae
Gene: LITAFD
Product: LITAF domain containing
Exons: 4
Coding region: 1-357 (118 amino acids)
Cellular component (GO): cytoplasmic side of late endosome membrane; nucleus; cytoplasmic side of lysosomal membrane
Molecular function (GO): zinc ion binding
Source: RefSeq, a predicted model, not a curated record
AUGCCCCAGGAUGGAAACCUCUUCGCCCAGCAGAGCUUGGAGGGAGGAAGCGAGUCUGACUCGCGCAGCCUAGUGCUGCCCCCUGGUGGCGGUGGCCGGGAUGAACAGUUCACCAGGACCCCUAGGGUGCAGUCUCCAGUUCCAGUACAGUCCACAUGUCCAUACUGCGGAAACCACAUCAUCACGGCGAUCACUCCGGUCCCGGGUGUCCUCACCUGGCUUCUGUGCACUGGCAUCGUCCUGUCCGGGUGUUUCCUUGGCUGCUGCCUCAUCCCCUUCUAUGUGGACAGCUUGAUGGACGUGCUACAUCUGUGCCCUGUGUGCCAGCAAGAACUCUUCCGCUACAAACGCCUGUGA